UUCACUCGCCCGCUCCUGUCACUCACCAAGAACCGAGGGAGAGGGAGGGGAGGAGCUCAGCUCUUUCGUUUCCUCCUCCUCCGAUCCGUCCCGGCUCCAGCCACCGCAUUUCCUCCCCACCUCCCUCGUCGCCUGCGGAGAGCUCGAGCUCACCGGCGGGCGCAAGCGAGCGAGCUCCGUCCCCGCCGAAGCCGGAGAGCUCGCCACCGUACCGACCAUGGUCACGGCCGACACCAUCCGCACGGCCAUCGGCGUCAUCGGCAAUGGGACCGCCCUCGUGCUCUUCCUCUCCCCAGUGCCGACGUUCUACCGCAUCUGGAAGAAGGGGUCGGUGGAGCAGUACUCGGCGAUCCCGUACGUGGCGACGCUGCUCAACUGCAUGAUGUGGGUGCUGUACGGCCUCCCCGUGGUGCACCCCCACAGCAUGCUCGUCAUCACCAUCAACGGCACCGGCAUGGCCAUCCAGCUCACCUACGUCACCCUCUUCCUCCUCUACUCCGCGGGGGCCGCCCGCCGCAAGGUGGUCCUCCUGCUCGCCGCCGAGGUCGCCUUCGUCGGCGCCGUCGCCGCCAUGGUGCUCACCCUCGCGCACUCGCACGAGCGCAGGUCCAUGGUCGUCGGCGUCCUCUGCGUCCUCUUCGGAACCGGCAUGUACGCCGCGCCGCUCGCCGUCAUGAAAAUGGUGAUCCAGACGAAAAGCGUGGAGUACAUGCCCCUGUUCCUGUCGCUGGCGUCCCUGGUGAACGGCAUCUGCUGGACCGCCUACGCCCUCAUCAAAUUCGACCUCUACAUCACCAUCCCCAACGGGCUGGGCGUGCUCUUCGCGGUGGCGCAGCUGGUCCUCUACGCCAUCUACUACAAGUCCACGCAGCAGAUCAUCGAGGCGCGCAAGCGCAAGGCCGACCAGGUCGCCAUGACCGAGGUCGUCGUCGACGCCGCCAGGGUCGGCUCCAACACCAACACCGCCGGCUACUGAUGCCGGCGGGGGGACACCGGCGGCGACCGGGAGAGUUAAGCAGCAGCGGCCACCGUCCUCCUCUCUCCUUUCCUAAGGGAUGGAUCGAUCGGUGCCUACUCAUCCUAUGAUAAAUGUGCUGCUGUCGCCGUCGUCCUCGCCGCGCUGAUUUUAGAUUUUGCUUCCUACUACUAGUAACCAAGAAGAAGAGGGAAAAAAACAAGAGAGAACUGCAGAACAAUGGCUGCACUGCACCUGCUGCGCUCACCUUUUAAUCGUUUAUGAUCAUCUUCCUGGUGCGGUGUUACAGCUGCUGCUAAUGGAGGGCCUUUUGCUUGUUCUCACGCAGCCUUUAGCUGCUCCAUCGGUUUUCCGAGUCGUUUUUUCAGUACUAUUCGAAUGCUCUGCCUUUUUUUUACCUUUCUUUUUCCUUUUUUUUUCCCUUUCCUCUCUUCUAUGCUGUAAAUCCGAGCAUGGUGCUCGCCGAGGAUUAAAAAAAUAUUUUGUGCCAAAA
Molecule: messenger RNA, 1469 nt
Organism: Panicum hallii
Lineage: Eukaryota; Viridiplantae; Streptophyta; Magnoliopsida; Poales; Poaceae
Product: bidirectional sugar transporter SWEET4-like
Exons: 5
Coding region: 218-976 (252 amino acids)
Biological process (GO): carbohydrate transport
Cellular component (GO): membrane
Molecular function (GO): sugar transmembrane transporter activity
Source: RefSeq, a predicted model, not a curated record